AUGAACAAAAUACAUUCGGGCAUUCUAGCUAUAGUUUUGAGCAUAUUUUUGAUACAGGCAACAGAUCCACCAUUCGAGAACCCAUCGGGGCAUUUUCUACAAUAUUUUCCAGUGAAAAUUGUCACUCAUGAUGAAGUGACUUUACCAUCUCCUACUGAACAGUACCUUAGAGAUCGAAGCAUCACCGAUCGUGAAACAAACAAAGACGAUUUGAAACAUUUUCACAGUUACCUAAGCCAGUUGCAGGAUGACUCACAAAAUUCCACGAAUUCUGGUCAAGGAACCGUUAAUUUGCCUGAAGAGCACGGUGCCAUUAGCAAGUUAUUACACAAGCAGAAGUCACCGUACGAGAAAUUACUAGAAAAGGAUUUUAUAAAACCGUUAUUGAAGUUAUACGAAAGCCAAAUCCAUCAAAAGCCCGAUUAUGUAAUUGGAAAUGCCACCGCGCAAUCCAGAAUUUCCAAAGAAGAUUAUGUGGACGAUCUGAAAGUCUUGUCCAAGGAAGAACUUGAUAUGCUGAUUCACGGAAGUGAAAAGUACCAACAGAACGAAUAUGACGACGAGGAUAAAAAUCAAGAUUUAACCCAGGACCAGAGUUUUCAGGAAAAUGUGCAGUUAUCAAGAAGAGAUGACACCUUAGUUGAAAAUAAUGACAAAGAACACAUAGGCGAAAUUUUACCGUCAGAUUUUAAUGAUAACCAAAGCAAUGAAAGAACCCUACACACUCAACACAGGUUUUCUCCAGUACGUAGGAGGAUAUAUCAUCAAAAUUGGUACAAUCCGCGCCAUACAAACUAUAGAAUGCGGAAAUCGUAUGAGUACGAUGAGGGCUUUAAGCCCUCCCAUCCCUAUACCGCUGAGAACACUGAGGCCCCACGUUUGCGAUCCCCUAUAUCUUUCCCCGGGGAAAGAUUCCGACCGGAAUACGAACCUACAGCUAUCUCCAAUGAAGGAAUAGACAACGCAGGAUAUCCUUCCGACCAAAUUAACAAAUAUAAUCGUCCAGAGAGCUAUGACUCUUCUUCAAGUCCUAAGGAUGAAGCUAGGACUGCCUAUUCGCGCCCUUCCAGGUUGAAUUUCCCUCCAAGUGAGGUGAACGGGUUCAGGAUCCCACGCAGGUUCAGGGGGUUCAGGGAUCCGUACUCGGAAGGGUUCCAACCCACGGCCCGCGAGCCGUAUUUUGAUCCGUCUUCGCGGUUUCAUUCGAGUUGGCCCUCGAGACGGCCCCGGGUGAUUUUUCCCACGGAUUUGGUGGCGUUCAGGGAUCCGGUGCAGAAUGGCAAUCAAGAUCAGGAGCCGGAGUGGUUGGCGGGAGAUAACAGCUUGCAGGAUAUACAGGAGCAGGAUACCAGAGAUAAAGGGGCGUACGAGUUUUGCUCACCUGGAGCCACCUGUGAGUUCUUUCUGUCGUGCUGGCUGUCGGGCGGGCUGCUGGACCAGCCCUGCGAUGGUCUGUUGAGGGGCUGCUGUUUUCGGGGAGCGGCCAAAAAGGGCAGGAAUGACGGCUUGUCCAUUGGCACCCUCGAAGCGCCCCGAGAGACAGGAAAAAGUUCCGAAAGCCUACUUCGCCAUAAGUUAGGAUGUGGAGUAUCGAGUCCGAGACAGCAGGCACAAAGAAGGAUCGUAGGAGGCGAGGAGGCGGGUUUCGGUACAUUCCCCUGGCAGGCCUACAUAAGAAUCGGCUCGUCAAGGUGCGGCGGUUCUCUAGUCAGCAGGCGUCACGUUGUAACGGCCGGCCACUGCGUGGCCCGGGCAACCCCCAGACAGGUGCACGUCACCCUAGGCGACUACGUCAUCAACUCUGCGGUGGAGCCCCUGCCCGCGUACACCUUCGGGGUGUCCAACAUACAGGUGCAUCCUUUCUUCAAGUUCACCCCCCAAGCGGACAGAUUCGACGUCGCAGUCCUUCGUCUAGACAGGACUGCCCAUAACCUCCCGCACAUCACCCCCAUUUGCCUUCCCCCUCGUGGUGAAAACUUCCUAGGAGAAGUGGGCGUCGCCGCCGGUUGGGGGGCUCUCAGCCCCGGUUCGAGGCUGCGUCCCCAAACCCUGCAAGCGGUCCAGGUGCCCGUUAUCGACAACCGACAGUGCGAACGAUGGCACCGUUCCAAAGGCAUAACCGUCACCAUCUACGACGAGAUGAUGUGCGCCGGAUACAAGAACGGGGGUCGCGACAGCUGCCAGGGAGAUUCCGGUGGGCCUCUCAUGCUGCAGAAGACGGGGAGGUGGUUUCUUGUAGGGAUAGUGUCGGCGGGGUACUCGUGCGCUCAACCCGGGCAACCAGGCAUCUACCACAGAGUGGCUCAUACCGUGGACUGGAUCACAAGAGCGAUCGGUUCUUAGUUACCAUUGUUUUAAGGCGUGUAUUUAUUUAGUUAGUAUGUGCUUUAUUUAUGUUGUAGAUGUAGAUCGCUGUACAUUUUGUAUAUAGGUAGCUUAUUAAAGUAACGAGUUGUUAGAUGUCGAAAAUGUCGAUAUAUUGUGUAAAAGUUGUUGAUGGUCUUUAGGAGAUGAUAUGAAAUUAUUUGCGGUUCAAUACGUAUUUCUUUA
Messenger RNA from Anoplophora glabripennis (Asian longhorned beetle), 2550 nucleotides. RefSeq lists its product as uncharacterized. Bases 1 to 2343 code for a protein of 780 amino acids. The transcript is spliced from 6 exons. Gene Ontology annotation, biological process: proteolysis. The record is from RefSeq and is a predicted model, not a curated record. Gene Ontology annotation, molecular function: serine-type endopeptidase activity. NCBI's taxonomy places the organism in Eukaryota, Metazoa, Arthropoda, Insecta, Coleoptera, Cerambycidae.